Molecule: messenger RNA, 1500 nt
Organism: Trichoplax adhaerens
Lineage: Eukaryota; Metazoa; Placozoa; Uniplacotomia; Trichoplacea; Trichoplacidae
Exons: 14
Coding region: 1-1500 (499 amino acids)
Biological process (GO): non-motile cilium assembly
Cellular component (GO): BBSome; non-motile cilium; ciliary basal body
Molecular function (GO): protein binding
Source: RefSeq, a predicted model, not a curated record
AUGGAUCCGCUAUUUCUCGCUAAUAGUUACUUUCGACGUCGACGCUUUGAUGAUUGCGUCGAACUCUGCAAUAAAGUCUUGCAAAAAAAUCCGUAUGAACAAGCUUUCUGGUAUUUAAAGGCCCGCGCGCUUACAGAACAAGUUUAUGUAGAUGAAGUUGAUUAUGAUGAAGAAGGAAUCGCUGAGAUGUUAAUGGAUGACAAUGCUAUAGCAAAAGUCGCAAGGCCAGGGACAUCAUUUAAUAAACCUACAACAAGUUCUGGUGGCCCGAGCCCAAGCGUACGGCCGACAACUCAAUCAGGUAGGCCACUAAGUGGGUUUCUAAGGCCAGGUACUCAAGGUGGCCGACCAGGCACAAUGGAACAAGCAAUACGGACACCAAGAACAGCACAUACUGCAAGACCAGUUACUAGUGCUUCUGGUCGCUAUGUAAGGCUUGGAACGGCAUCAAUGUUAUCACAACCGGAUGGGCCUUUUAUCAAUGUAGCUCGUUUGAAUUUAUCAAAAUAUGCAAGCAGACCAAAUCUUAGCAAAGUUCUUUUCGAAUAUCUAUUUCAUCAUGAGAACGAUAUACGUAGCGCUUUGGAGUUAGCAGCUUUAACCACUGAGGCAUGCCAGUUUAAGGAUUGGUGGUGGAAAGUCCAAUUAGGAAAGUGUUAUUACAGGCUAGGAUUGUUACGUGAAGCAGAAAAGCAAUUUAAGUCGGCUUUAAAUAUGAUUGAUAUGGUAGAUACAUUUUUAUACUUGGCCAAGGUCUAUGUUCGUCUUGAUCAACCGCAAAAGGCUCUAGAAGUAUUUAAUAAGGGAAUCGAAGUUUUUCCAGGAGAAAGCACAUUAUUGACGGGAAUUGCUCGAAUUUAUGAGGGAAUUAAUGAUUUGACGAGUGCUGUUAAAUAUUACAAAUCAGUCUUGCAUCAUGACAAUACCCAUGUCGAAGCUAUUGCUUGUAUAGCUACCAAUCAUUUUUACUCAGAUCAACCAGAAAUUGCGUUAAGAUUUUUCAGACGGUUAUUACAAAUGGGAGUUUAUAAUACACAACUCUUCAAUAAUCUUGGCUUGUGCUGCUUUUAUGCUCAACAAUAUGAUAUGACAUUAAAUUGUUUUGAGCGAGCACUACAAUUAGCAUCGGAUGAAGAAAUGGAUGAUGUUUGGUAUAAUCUUGGCCAUGUAGCCUUGGGAAUAGGUGAUAUGACUGUAGCAUAUCAGUGCUUUAAGUUGUCAUUAACAUCGAAUAACAAUCAUGCUGAAUCAUAUAACAAUCUUGGAGUUUUAGAAUUAAGAAAAGCAAAUAAUGAGCAGGCAAGAGCAUUUUUUCAGAGUGCUGCCUCUUUGGGAUCACAUAUGUACGAGCCACAUUACAAUUUUAGUGUACUUGCUGAAAAGUCUGGCGAUUUGCAUAGCAGCUAUGUAUCGGUUAAUAAGGCGCUUACUUCCUUCACGGAUCAUAUUGAAUCUCGAAAUUUGCUGUCACAGUUAAAAGAGCAUUUUGCUGCAUUAUAA